Meriones unguiculatus (Mongolian gerbil) is the source of this 1350-nucleotide messenger RNA. It is a transcript of the gene Kcnk17, whose product is annotated as potassium two pore domain channel subfamily K member 17. Gene Ontology annotation, biological process: potassium ion transmembrane transport; stabilization of membrane potential. Gene Ontology annotation, molecular function: potassium ion leak channel activity. Bases 52 to 1056 code for a protein of 334 amino acids. Gene Ontology annotation, cellular component: membrane. The record is from RefSeq and is a predicted model, not a curated record. NCBI's taxonomy places the organism in Eukaryota, Metazoa, Chordata, Mammalia, Rodentia, Muridae. The transcript is spliced from 5 exons.
CCCAGCCUGGUUCCUGUCCACCAUAGCUCUCUGGAGCUCUCACUCUCCAUCAUGCCAGCGCUCCCAAGCUCCCGCUUCUCCAUCACCUGCCGACCACGAUCUCCCUCAGUGCCUUGGUGGGCUGGGGGCUGCCGGGUGCGGGGCACUGGGUUCCUGCUGCUCUCCUAUCUGGCUUACCUGGUGCUGGGAACUGGUGUGUUCUGGGCGCUCGAGGGUCGCUCGACUCAAGACCGUGGCCGCAACUUCCAGCGCGACAAGUGGGAGCUGCUACAGAACUACACGUGUCUGGAUGGCCCUGCGCUAGACCUGCUGAUCCGGGGCAUCAUCCAAGCAUACAAAGAUGGGACCAGCCUCCUGGGAAAAAGCACCAGCAUGGGACGCUGGGAGUUUGUGGGCUCUUUCUUCUUUUCUGUGUCCACCAUCACCACUAUUGGUUACGGCAACCUGAGCCCGCAGACCAUGGCUGCCCGCCUCUUCUGCAUAUUCUUUGCUCUGGUGGGGAUUCCAUUUAACCUCGUGGUGCUCAACCGGCUGGGCCACCUCAUGCAGUGUGGGGUGCACAGAUGUGCCCACCGGCUGGGGGCCAGAUGGCAGGACUCUGCGUGGGCACAGUGGCUAACAGGCUCCGCUGCGCUGCUCUCAGGCCUCCUGUUCUUCCUGUUGUUGCCUCCGCUUCUCUUCUCCCACAUGGAGGGCUGGAGCUAUGUGGAGAGCUUCUACUUCGCCUUCAUCACUCUCAGCACCGUGGGAUUCGGCGACUAUGUGAUUGGUAUGAAUCCUUCUCGAAAGUACCCUCUGUGGUACAAGAACAUCGUGUCUCUGUGGAUCCUCUUUGGGAUGGCCUGGCUGGCUCUAAUGAUCAAACUAAUUCUGUUCCAGUUUGAGACUCCGGGGGAUUUAGGCACCUGCUCACAGUGCUCCAGGAGGAACUGGAGGCCAGGCCAAGAAGGGAAACAUGGGGUUCCAUGGCCAGGCUGCUGUUUUGAGGGGUCUGAGGGAGCCACACAGCAUCUAGAACCUUCUGCUCAGGUUAUGGACUUUGACAACGACACCUAGCUGUAUUUCACAAUUGCUUGUCAGACCUCUAAUUUUAAGCCAGAUUUUCCAUCCUUCUUUCCAAGCGAGGUUCAAGUCCAGCCAUAGGUUGCCUCCCAUGGAACUUAUGGGAUGUGACUUUGGAAAUAAAGAAUACCUUUCUUCCCUUACAUCUUUAUUCUUGCCUUUUGCAAUGUUGGCACAGUGGCUGGAACUCCAGCAACUAUACUGCACUGUGAGGUAGAGACCAUGAUGAAUGAAAUUGGUUGCAUAGCAACAGAAGCUUGGAUUCCUGGUCAUCACACCAUCAUCAUA